AGUCACUCCUUCAUCCCCUUUACUUUUCCUUCAUAUACCAUCACUCGACCAGGCCGGAUGUCAUAGCGAUGUCGGAUGCAUCUGACGCGUUGAAGGAGGAGUAUAUAUCGCUGUUUAUCGCGAGUUUGGUUCCUCUCCGGACGGUCCUGCCCGCUUUGACUUGGAUAUUGCACGAUUAUUUUGUUACGCUCGAGGAUGAAAUUCGAUAUAUCUGGUCCCAACAACGAUGCUUCAGCAAAUUCAUGUAUCUAUGGAUACGUUACUACAGCAUCGUCCUCCUCAUCUUCGAUGCUACACAAAUACACCUCUUCAGUCGACCGGGUAUAACAGGCCCAACGGUAUGUGUGGCGAUGGACUCCAUCAUCCGCAUAGUCGGAGCUAUCAGCCUAUGGUCCGUCGAGAUCAUCAUGCAGCUCCGCGUCUACGCCAUCUAUAAGUGCUCAAAGCGGAUAGUUGUGUUCAAUUUUGUGCUCUUCCUUGGGUCUGUUGCCGGCUUCAUGUACGUUUUGGUUUACAAUGCUGAACGUCGGCGAGCGGUCAUUGCGCAAGCUGUGACGUUACCUCUACCUGGAUGUCCCUCGAUCCAUUCUGGUAUUGAAUGGGCACAAUGGGUUCCUGCUACAGCGUACGAAGGCGUCCUGUUCUCAUUUGCGCUUUGGAAGACUGUCAAAUCCACCGCUGGAAGAGUACGGAAUAAGGCUCGGGUAUCGAUCUAUGAGCUCCUGCUGAGAGACAACCUGUUCUAUUUCUUUGCGAUCGCGGCCAUAUUGGUGUUCAAUAAUCUGAUGGUGGUAGGCCUCACGCACAUCCCGUGGUUCAGUUACGGUCCAUUCCACGCAGCCGUCGAGAUCCUCACCUGCCGCAUGCUCGUCAACCUCCGACGCGCCUCGAUGAUCCAUCCCUUCGACGAAGACACCGAACUAACAGCCAUAAGUGGAACCUCCUCUUCAUCCGACGAUCAUCAUCGGCCCAAACGACACGGACGCGGGCUUCGAACGGACGAGUCAUGGAGGGUCGCACCCGGGCUUGUGAGUAGCUCGUUGGGAACGACUACGGGGACAGGGACGAUGCUGGAGACAUUGGAGAGCAUCGUUCCUGUUAGGGCAGACGUGGAGGCGCAGGUGGCUGGGCCGAGCGGGUGGGAAAAGCAGGGUGUGCCUGUGAAAGUCAAGAUUAGGGGAAGUGAUCCUAUAGUAGAGGAUGAGUUGGUGAGUCCGGUGGAGGUGGAAGUUAGGGUAAAGAAAAAGCUGGAGAUGGACGAUGGCCUGCUGCUCCGAUGACGAGGCCGUCAACGACUGAGUUCCUCAUUUGUAUUAUACGAUCACUCUCUGGUAUACCCUACAUCCAGUACUUAUGACUACCACGCUACCCCAAGGGCGGGGGCUAUCUUGUUUUCGCUGCUAUUCCCUCGUCGAAUAUCACGGGACGACCGGAGAUAGACAAAGAUGAGGAUGUUUAA
Molecule: messenger RNA, 1459 nt
Organism: Stereum hirsutum FP-91666 SS1
Lineage: Eukaryota; Fungi; Basidiomycota; Agaricomycetes; Russulales; Stereaceae
Exons: 13
Coding region: 69-1280 (403 amino acids)
Source: RefSeq, a predicted model, not a curated record